Molecule: messenger RNA, 4815 nt
Organism: Daucus carota subsp. sativus
Lineage: Eukaryota; Viridiplantae; Streptophyta; Magnoliopsida; Apiales; Apiaceae
Product: receptor-like protein 1
Exons: 3
Coding region: 1-4815 (1604 amino acids)
Molecular function (GO): protein binding
Source: RefSeq, a predicted model, not a curated record
AUGGCCAAGCCCCUAAGCAUGAUCAAACUACUUGUGCAGUUGCCUUUGAUUUUCUUGCUCGUGCCUUGCUUAUGUUGUCCUGCUUAUCAGAAACAAUUCCUUCUUCACUUCAAAUCCUCCUUGCUGACCAGCUACGACACCUCAAACUCGUCGGUCUUUGGCUUGGAGUCAUGGGACUCCAUUUCUGACUGUUGUAAGUGGACUAGAGUUGUUUGCAGUUCUCAUUCUCGGGACAUAACAGCUCUAUACCUUGGCGAUCUCUAUAUCCAUAAUGAAUACAACGCGGUGAAUGUACAGAUAUUGGACCCCAUUUAUGGCAUUAGAUCCUUAAGGUUUCUUAAUGUCUCCAACACUUAUAUACAAGGCGAAAUUUCUGGUGAAGGGUUGGCUAAUCUCACAAAACUAAUUCACCUCGACAUGAGUCGGAAUCUUCUUAAUGGCUCAAUCCCACCACAACUCUUCCAGUUGUGGUUUCUGCAGAGUCUUGAUUUGAGUGACAACUCAUUAAAGGAUGGUUUAAGUAGAGAAAUUGGCAAGCUUGAAAAUUUAAGGUCAUUGAAGUUGGAUCGGAAUUCUAUUGAUGGUAAUAUCCCUGUUCAGAUAGGAAAUCUCACCAGAUUGCAGCAAUUUUCUGUCAGCCAGAACAAAUUUUUGGGUCCGAUUCCAGAGUCAAUUCUCAAUUUGAAAGGAUUGGAAAUAUUGGACGUGAGUUAUAAUCAUUUAGAGAUGCCUAUUCCGGAUUGGAUUGGAACCUUGUUCCACAUUUCCAUUUUGAAAUUGAGUGGGAACAGUUUCACAGGAUUAAUCCCACCAUCAAUACGGAACUUGAGCAAAUUGGAAACACUUGAGCUGGAAGAUAACAUGCUUUCAGGAGAAAUUCCAUCCUGGUUGUUUGACAUUGAGAGUUUGAAGAAUUUGUAUCUUGGAGGAAACAAGUUCAUAUGGAAUAACAACGUCAAAAUAGUUCCCAAGUGUAUGCUUUCACAACUCUCUCUCAGAUCAUGUAAAAUUUCUGCAGACAUUCCAGAAUGGAUUUCUACUCAAAAGAAUCUUAAUUUACUCGAACUGAGUGAUAAUCAGCUCACAGGAAACUUUCCACUUUGGAUGGCAGAGAUGAAAAUUGAAACUCUACUACUCUCACGGAACCAACUAACUGGGUCAAUACCCUUUCCCCUUUUUCAGUCUCAAAAUUUAUCCAUAUUGGAUCUUUCAAGGAACAAUUUUUCAGGGGAGUUGCCACAAAAUAUUGGUCAUGCUUUAAAGAUGACGGUACUGAUGCUCUCUAGAAACAAUUUUUCAGGGGCAAUCCCGAAGUCCAUUGGAGAUAUCACUUUUCUAAUGCUACCAGACUUGUCAAGAAACAGACUCUCUGGCAAAACACUCCCGGUUUUCGGAUCUUAUUAUGCCCCAGCAUAUGUUGAUCUCUCCUCUAAUGAACUAUCUGGUGACAUUCCCGUGUCACUUUUUAGUGGAACUAGUUUUCUUGCACUGGGGAAAAAUAAGUUCUCUGGAAGUUUUCCUAGGACCCUCAGUGAGGCUGUAAACCUUGAAUAUCUUGAUCUAGAUGACAACAACAUUACAGGUUAUUUUCCAGAUUAUUUAAUUUCACCAUCAUCCAGCCUUCAGGUUCUGAGUUUACGUAACAACUCACUACAUGGCUCAUUGCCGUCCAACUCUUUCUACAACGGAAGUAGACUCCGAAUUCUUGAUCUCUCAAGUAACAAUCUUGAUGAAAGUAUCCCUUCAGAGUUGGGAAGUCUACCUGGAAUGAGUGGAAUCCCUUCAGCAUUUUUAGUAGGCUAUAGAAUUGGUGAGCUAACGUUGAAUUAUAUCGAGGCCACAGUUUCAUUGUUUAGUGGCAUGCACACCAUUACAAUCGAGAUUAAUGAUUUAACAGUGAACUGGAAGAAUGCUCUGCAAGGUCUCUCAAGUCAUAAUCAACAUAUUUAUACUUUACUAGACUUGUCCAACAAUAAGUUUUCAGGUGAUGUUCCAGAUUCAUUAGGAAAUCUCAAAGGACUGAAGCUACUCAACCUCUCCUACAAUAAACUCUCAGGAUAUAUACCACAAAGUUUUGGAGAUCUACAAAGUAUAGAGGCUCUUGACUUAUCUAACAACAAUAUCUCUGGUACAAUUCCACAAUCAUUUAGGAAGUUAGAUCAACUAUCCGUGUUAGAUGUGAGUAACAACAAGCUAAGUGGUGAAAUCCCGCGGGGUGGACAAAUGGACAGGAUGAAUGAUCCGAGUUAUUUCGCUAACAACAGUGGACUAUGUGGCAUGCAGAUCAGGGUGAAAUGUCCAAAAGAUGAGCCAACACCAAAUGAUGGCCAAGAAGAAGAUGAUGAUGAAAAAGAGGCAUGGUUCUUGUGGGCAGGAGUGUGGAUUGGAUUCCCACUAGGCUUGAUUUCGUCGGUCUCAUUUGUCAAGUACCUUGUCUUUCACGGCAAUGAGUCACUUGGUGAGCUGAUGAAAUGUUCUUGGAAACAAUCCCUUCUGCACUUCAAGUCCUCCUUGCUCAAUGCCACCUCUGAAUAUUCGUUUUUGGGCGUGUUUGAUGGCUUGCAGUCUUGGAACUCCACUUCUGAUUGUUGUACUUGGAGUAGAGUUGUUUGCGGUUCUCAUUCACGUAGCAUAAUAGCUCUACACCUUGACGAUCUCCCUGCUCCGUAUCCACCCUCUGAUAUUAUACAUUCCAAAAUCUUAGAACCCAUUUUUGGCAUUAGAUCCUUGUUGCUUCUUAAUAUCUCCUAUAAUUUGAUUGAGGGGGAAAUUUCAGGCGAAGGAUUGGCUAAUCUUACCAAACUAGUCCACCUUGACAUGCGUUUGAAUUUAUUUAACGGCACAAUUCCAGCACAACUUUUCCAGUUGAAGUUUCUGCAGUUUCUUGAUUUGAGUAAAAAUUCAUUGAAGGGUGGUUUAAGUGAAGUUGGCAAACUUGGAAAUUUGAGGACGCUGAAGCUGGAAAAGAAUUUGCUUGAUGGAUAUAUUCCUGAGCACAUUGGAAAUCUCACAAGGUUGCAGCAGUUUUCUAUCAAUUACAACAAAUUUGCAGGUCAGAUUCCAAAUUCAAUUGGGAAAUUGAAGGAAUUGGAAAAAGUAGAUUUGAGCAGGAACAGUUUCACUGGUGUAAUCCCACCACCAAUGCGUAAUUUGAGCAAAUUAAAAACACUUCUCUUGGAAGAUAAUAUGCUUUCCGGAGAAAUUCCUUAUGGUGUAUUUGAAAUAGAGAGUCUCAAGAAUUUGAAUCUUGGAGGAAACAAAUUAGUUUGGAAUAACAAUGUCAAAAUAGCUCCCAAGUGUAUGCUUUCUCAACUCUCUCUCAAAUCAUGUAAAAUUUUUGCAGACAUUCCGGAAUGGAUUUCCACUCAAAAGAAUCUUGAUAUUCUUGAUCUGAGCAACAGUGGUCUUACUGGAAAAUUCCCUCUCUGGCUUGCUGAAAUGGAUAUUAAAAGCAUACUCAUGUCCCGCAACAAGCUAACUGGUUCAAUACCAUCUCGCCUUUUUCAAUCUUCGAGUUUAUCGAUUUUGGCUCUUUCAAAAAACAAUUUUUCAGGAGAGUUGCCAGAAAAUAUAGGUGAUGCUCAUAACAUCAAGGUACUUAUGCUGUCUGCCACCAAUUUUUCAGGGGCCAUCCCAAAAUCCAUUGCGGAUAUCCCUAAACUAGUUCUAUUAGACUUGUCAAGAAACAAAUUCUCUGGCAACACAUUCCCAGUUUUUGAUCCUAAUGGCUCACUUUAUUAUGGCGAUUUCUCCUCAAAUGAACUUUCAGGUGAAAUUCCAGUGUCAUUUUGCAAAGACACUGGUAUUCUUGCACUAGGGGAAAAUAAGUUUUCUGGCAGGCUGCCUAGGGGUCUAACAAAUAUGAAUGAGCUUGAAUAUCUUGAUCUCCAUGACAACAACAUCACAGGUAAUUUGCCAGAAUUUCUUUCCCAACUAUCCAGCCUUGAAGUUCUUAGUGUACGUAACAACUCUCUACAUGGCUCACUACCAUCCAAGUUGUUCUCCAACGAAAGUAGCCUCCAAAUUCUUGAUCUCUCAAGCAACAAUCUUGUUGGAAGUAUCCCUUCGGAGUUAGGAAAUCUAAAGGUAAUGAGUGGAGGUUAUAUUGAUUUUAUAGCUCGCCAGUAUAUUAAGAAUGAGAUGGAGUUGAAUUGGGUUGAAAAUACGAUUGCACCAAUCAGUGGCAUGUUCACCUUUACAAUGGAGAUCAAUGGCCUUAUGGUGAACUGGAAGAAGGCUAUACAAGGUCUCUCAGGUAAUAAGCGACAUAUCUACACUUUGCUAGACUUGUCAAAUAAUAAGUUAUCAGGUGAUAUUCCGGUCUCCUUGGGACUUCUUGUGGGACUGAAGCUACUCAACAUAUCCAACAACAGGCUCUCGGGAAAUAUACCACAAAGUUUUGGGGAUCUGGAGAGUAUACAGGCUCUUGACUUAUCUAACAACAAUAUCUCUGGUACAAUUCCACAAUCAUUUAAGAAAUUAAAUGAACUGUCUGUGGUAGAUGUGAGUAACAACAAGUUAAGUGGAAUAAUCCCGUGGGGUGGACAAAUGGACACGAUGAAUGAUCCAAGUUAUUUUGCUAACAACAGUGGAUUAUGCGGCAUGCAAAUCAGAGUGACAUGUUCAGAAGAUGAGCUAAAACCAGAGGCACGCGUAGAGGGUGAUGAUGGUGAACAAGAAUCGUGGUUCUUGUGGGGAGGAGUGUGGAUCGGAUAUCCACUUGGUUUCAUUUCUUCAAUCUUGAUAGCAUUUUUUAGUAGGUACUUUGUUAUACCAACACAGAAGUACCACUCAAUCCACUAUAGGUACAGAUAA